Molecule: messenger RNA, 1141 nt
Organism: Euleptes europaea (tarantolino)
Lineage: Eukaryota; Metazoa; Chordata; Lepidosauria; Squamata; Sphaerodactylidae
Product: mitochondrial amidoxime reducing component 2-like
Exons: 7
Coding region: 1-978 (325 amino acids)
Biological process (GO): nitrate metabolic process
Cellular component (GO): mitochondrial inner membrane
Molecular function (GO): molybdopterin cofactor binding; pyridoxal phosphate binding; molybdenum ion binding
Source: RefSeq, a predicted model, not a curated record
AUGGGCCUGGGGCGGUGGGGUCUGGCCCCGUCGCGGGCGGCCUGGCUGUGCGUCGCGGCUGCCGCUUUGGCGCUGGGGGCGGCGGCGGCGGCGUGGAGGCGCCGGCGGGCGCGCGGAGGAGCGGUGCGGGUGGGGACGGUGUCGGGGCUCUACCUCUACCCGCUCAAGUCCUGCCGGAGGGUGUCGGUGGAGGAAGCGGAGGUGAGCGACAUGGGGCUCCGCAAAGGCGACCUGCGCGACAGGUUUUGGCUUGUAAUUAAAGAAGAUGGUCACAUGGUCACAGCUCGGCAGGAGCCUCGCCUGGUGCUGAUUUCUGUCGCUUGUGAAAAUGGCCACUUGAUCCUGAAUGCUCCAGAGAUGAAGGAAUUGAGCAUUCCUGUCAAGCUCCCUGAGGAGAAUCCAGUCAAGAAUUGCAGGGUCUUUGGGCUUGAUAUUGAAGGACGGGACUGCGGGGAUGAAGUGGCAAGCUGGCUCACAGCUUUCUUGAAUUCAGAACCGUACCGGCUGGUGAACUUUGAGACUCAGAUGACACCGAGGAAAUGCGAAGAGAUUAAGUCUCCUUUUCGAACUAAGGAUAAGGUUCCCUACAGUGACUGUGGUCCUCUUCUGAUCAUCUCAGAAGCUUCGGUGGAAGACCUAAAUAGUAGAAUGAAGAAGAAAAUAGAUAUGUAUUGUUUUAGACCAAGUAUCACCAUUUCUGGCUGCAGUGCUUAUGAAGAGGACACCUGGGACAAGGUUGUAAUUGGUGACGUGGAAAUGAAACAGGUGAUGGCAUGUGGCAGGUGUAUUUUAACAACUGUUGAUCCAGAUACAGGAAUCAUAGACAGAAAACAACCACUGGAAACACUGAAAAGCUAUCGUAUGUGUGACCCAGCUCAGAAGGAUCUCUACAAAUCGGCUCCAUUGUUUGGGAGCUUUUAUGGAAUAGAUAAAAUUGGAACCAUUAAAGUAGGAGAUCCAGUGUACAAGAUGUCAUAAAAAGUCGUUUAAAAUGGGAGGAUGAUUACCCUAAAACAAUGUGUAUCCUAUUCAGUAACUGUAAUGUUAAAGUAACCUAGGGUCCAAUCCAGCCAAAGCAAUGCUUCUGUGUAAGUCCCAUACAUUUUGUCCCAAGGACAGACAAGGAAUUGCUCCUUCAAUC